AUGGUGUUUCUAGCCAACUCGAGCCUGCCGGCCUGGGCGGUGGUCGACUUGUACUGCGAGCGGACAGGCACCGAAUUCAAUGUCAAUGCCGAACCGCUCAACGUGUGGACGAACGUGUGGGCCGUCGUGCUGGGUGUGGGUUUUGUGAUAUUCGCGUUGCGGAAGACGCAAGAUGGACGCAGGAGAAAUGACAUCAGCCUCGCAGGCGGCGUGCUUUACAUGACUGUGGGCAUCGGCUCCUUUAUAUGGCACAUGCUGGGCUACAACGUGCUUCUGUUUAUGGAUCUCCUCUUCCCGUGCUUUUUCGGGGCGUGGUUCAUCUUCCACUGGCUCUGGAGGGUCCUUCGGCUCAGAAGAGUGUGGCCCCGCCUGCUACUGUGCUGCAUCGUGCUAGCCGCUCUUGCGGGCCUCUUUGCACUCGGCGACUACAUGCCAUUUUACCAGUACACGAGCGUCCACUGGCUGUGGUAUGUCGGCCUCUACCCGCUGGCCGUCCUUCACUACUGCAAGGCCAGGUUCCGCAGGUGGGCGGGCUUCGUGGCGCUAGGGCUGACGACGUGCGCGCUGCUCUUUUACGCGCUCGACAAGGCGAUGGAGAAGGAGCCCUCGCUGGAAUGUUGGGCGUCGGGCGCGCACUUUCUCUGGCAUAUCUUCUCGUAUACGGGCUUUUUUUUCCUACUGCUCAUGCUGCCUCCGGAAGACGACGAGGAGGACCUGACUGCGUGCUACUCAUGCCUGUGGCCGACAGCCUUCAGCAAGCGGGAGGCCAGGGAGGCCAGCUCAACAAAAGGCUGA
Messenger RNA from Emiliania huxleyi CCMP1516, 795 nucleotides. RefSeq lists its product as hypothetical. The record is from RefSeq and is a predicted model, not a curated record. The transcript has 2 exons. Lineage: Eukaryota; Haptophyta; Isochrysidales; Noelaerhabdaceae. Bases 1 to 795 code for a protein of 264 amino acids.